Molecule: messenger RNA, 2562 nt
Organism: Frankliniella occidentalis (western flower thrips)
Lineage: Eukaryota; Metazoa; Arthropoda; Insecta; Thysanoptera; Thripidae
Exons: 4
Coding region: 559-1236 (225 amino acids)
Source: RefSeq, a predicted model, not a curated record
CUGUGGCCCCGACGAGCAGACGAGCCGGCUACACACACCACAUCGCAGACCACGCACAAGCACUCCGCUCUGCUGCAGCUGCAGACGACGUCCGUGUCCCUGCACUUUCCUGCGUUCCCCCUGUCCAGGAAGACUGCUAGAAGUGCUGCAUCUCCUCCCGGGCGGGCCCAGGGUCUUAGUGUUCAAGACGUUUGUGAAACUUUGGUUCCGUGUGUGUUCAGGAACCGUUCCAUGGCUACAGGAGCUCGGUUCGCCCUGCGAUGUGCUGAAAAGCUACCCUGUGUCGACGGAUACAGUAAUUUGAGCAGGCUGCUCCCCAGCUCAAGUUUAGAGACUAUUUUAUUUCGCUUGCCCUGUCUUUGACAGUACGGCCAGUAUUACUUGGUGAUUCCCAUCCUUGUGUGACUGUGAGAAUCGCCUUCCAUUCAACAACCGUACUUGUCUUCGUCAUCGCCAUCGACCCAGUGAGAAAAAUCCCAGCUACUGUAUCUGUUUGGAAUCAAGCCCGCUUUUAACCGGUAGAAGUCUGAACCUACACUGCCCACCACCGCCACCACCAUGAGUCUCACCACGACGCAGACCACCACCGUGACGGCCGCCCCCCGCGCCGAGGCCAUCAUGGCCGACCUGCAGCGCCGCCUGCAGCCCGCCGCCCCCGGCGCCGUGUCGUCGUCCGGCGUGACGCUGGGCGCGCAGCAGCUGCGCUUCCGCGGCGUGGCCGCCGGCACCACGGGCGGCGGCGCCAUCCCGCCCACGCCCUCCAAGACCACCACGCCCAACGCGACCCUCGCGAGGCGGUUCUCCUUCGUCUGGCCGUUCAUUUCAAAAGAGAACACGGCCGCGUCGGAGCCCUUCCUCAAGUCGCGGUGCUCGCAGCUUCUGCGGCAGUUCCCCGCCUUCAUCAGCGCGCGCCAGGACGAGAGCGCCCGCACCAUCCGCGACCUCAUCUCGAGGGUGCUGACCCAGCUGAAGGCGGUGUGGCUGGUGCUGGCCGUGUACCUAUCGGUCUUGGUGCUAGGCUGUCUGAGCUCGGCCGUGCUGUACAAGCUCCUGCUGGCCAACAAGCCUCUCGGCCUGUGGUUCCUCGUUGCCUGCAUCGCCGCCACGGGCGCGAUUGCUGGCGUCUCCUUCACCGCCAAGGAGCGCCCAAACCAGAAGCAGCAGCGGCAGCAGAUUCAGGUGGCAGAGGUGCCUCUGCGACCGCAGGUGCAGGUGCCCCGCGUCGCCGUAAACUAGUGCGUGGGACUGGACACUUCGCUGUAUAUAUCUCGCCCUCAGCCGGGGCCAUAACGGACGUGGCGAUUUUUGUUCGCCUUUGUUCGAUUUGACGAAAAGUUGCUUGGAUCAACACGUUGUGGACAUUAUUUGGACGCCAACGGCUUUUCUUCGAAACGAGUGCAGGCCGACACCAUGACCUAAAGUGAACGGCAAGGGCAGAAUUAUCAUUAUAGUUGAUUUCUGAGCAUUAAGUGUCACUCUUAAGAUUCCAUCCUAUUAAUUUAGGUUUAUGUAACAGGGUACAUUUUAAGAUACAUGUGGGCCAUUUUUAAUCGUGCCAAUACAGAUUCAUAGUAAUGAAUUAGAUUUAUUCAUAGGGUUCCAUUUUUUUUUUUCUGACUCUUGGUCAUUUAGCCAGAAGUCUUGGGCACAUAUUCAAACUCAUACUCACAUUAGAUAAAGUUAUAUUAGCACCUAAUAUACUAUACGAGUUUGCACUGAUUAGAUGUAGAAGUUAUUUGACAAGCUUGCGAUAUUGAAACAGAGGGUGUAAGUAAGAGAAACAAUUCAUUUCUCUUGACUCAAAGUCAAAUGUAGGAAUGGUGAUUAUUAACCAAGUAGCACUGGCUUAAGCACAAAUCAAAAAACGUUAUCUUUUAAAACAUUCUGUGAUGGUCAUAUCUAAGUGGCAUUUGUAGAACAUUUUGUGUAGUAGAUGAUCUCCCCCUUAAUUUCUUUAAAAGAAACUCUUAAAGAGUUUUUUUUUUUGACAAUCAGCUCAACAUAUCGUUGUAAUUAAUCUUUGAUCAUAUUAAUGGUGCUGGGUGUACUUUACUGUCAAAUUUAUGUUCAGUUUUUGAACAAAUAACACAUCAGCAAUUUGUCGUUUGCCAUGUGAUGCAAUUAGAAUAUUCUUUUUAUGAACAAUUGGGGAACUUCUUACUUCCCAUGCAUUUAUUUUUUCUUUCUAUAAAUUAUUGAAGGCUACAUGCUUUAGUGAUGUGUAGUUCUCAUGCCACUCAGUAUGCUUAUUUGUUGAUUUCUUUUUAAAACUGUUUCUUAUCAAAUAUUUAUAAUUUGUUGACGUGCAUAUCAGGAGCUCUCAGGACAGAUCUCUAGAUCACAGGCGAAUUUUUAUGUAACUUACUUUGUCCUAUGUAAGCCUCUGGUUUGAAUGUGUGAUUCAUGAGGUUUACCUCAUUCCUCAUGUUUUUGUAUUCUUAAUGCUCAAAUCUUUGACUGAGUAUGCAGCCCAUAUGUAAGUGGGCUGUGGCCAUUGUGUGUUUCACCACACUCAUUAUAUUCUAGUGACUGAAUAAAUUGUUUAUUAAGAAAAAUUUACAA